Molecule: messenger RNA, 4380 nt
Organism: Bemisia tabaci
Lineage: Eukaryota; Metazoa; Arthropoda; Insecta; Hemiptera; Aleyrodidae
Gene: TfAP-2
Product: transcription factor AP-2
Biological process (GO): regulation of cell population proliferation; anatomical structure development; regulation of transcription by RNA polymerase II
Cellular component (GO): nucleus
Molecular function (GO): DNA-binding transcription factor activity, RNA polymerase II-specific; RNA polymerase II transcription regulatory region sequence-specific DNA binding
Source: RefSeq, a predicted model, not a curated record
UGCAUAGCAACAUUUGCCGCGCACGUUACGCUACGAUAGCUCCGGAGACGCGUGCCGGCGACGAAGACGAUCCGAUCCGCUCGCGAUAAUUCCCUAAUUGCUGUGUGUUUCACGCCGCUCGAUUUCCUCGCACGUUUUCCCCGGAUUCACCCGCCGAGCGUCCGCGCGGCCACUCGCCCGUGAAAUAGUGUAACCACCCCCAAGAACCUAUCCCAAUACGUGUCCAUCAAGUGCGUAAAGUGCCCCGUCGCGUUUAACUACCCUCUACGUGCAGUGAAGUGCUCGAAAAGUAGUGUCAUAGUACAAAAUUAUCAUCAAAUUUCAUGUAAUAUGAAUAUUGGACACUGCCCGCGUCUACCCAUCCUCGAAGUGCUGUAAUGUGUUGAUCGCUUUUUGCACACAAAUCAAUUUAAAAGUGUCAUUUCAUACGUUUUAGAACACUGUCCGAUCGAAAAAAGUGUGCUCAUCGCAGUUAAGAGGAGAAAAUUUCGUUCGAAGGCGACUGGUCGAAGUGCUGUAAUGUGUUAAUCACUUUUUGCCCACUAAUCACUUUAAAAGUGUCAUUUCAUACGUUUCAGAACACUGCCCGAUCGAUAAGGUGUGCUCAUCGCAACUAAGAGGAGAAAAUUUCGUUCGCAGUCGACCGGUCGUGUCUACGCGUCCUCAAAGUGCUGUAAUACGUGUUAAUCGCUUUGUUCUCGCUUUGCCCAUAAAGCACCGUAAAAGUGUCAUUUCAUACAUAAAUGGUUGAAAUCCAUCUCUACAGAUUCAGAACACCGUCCGAUCGAAAAAAGUGCACUCAUCUCGACUAAGAGGAGAAAAUUUCCUUUAAAGUCGAGUGGCUUAGUGAUAAGUUUUGGCAAAACGCUCUAUACUUGUUUUUAAUUGUUUACUUGGAUUUGGAAUUACAGUGAAACCGCGGUUCGCGCUCACAAACAUCGUUUUGUGUCGGGCUGAAGUCGGUCUCGGACACGGCCCGAUAAGAUCGGUGUUUACGUCGGCUGAAAUUUUUCGAUGAGUUUCCAGUGCGGACGCAAGGAUGUAAACAGUGUCGUGUUGGUCGGGUGAAAGAGUUACAUAUCCACCUGAUAGAUCGCGGUUUAUCGUGGCGAUAAGGAGAAGAGGAAUUCACGGGGACCGGAGGAGCAGCGACGACGAGCUGAAGGACUUGAACGAACGGUCGCGCUCCAACCUGGCCGUGUGCCAUUAUGAUAUGACCAGUUUUAUGGAGGACCGUGCAACGGGGCAUGGCGGCAUCGGGUCGAUCAACUCCUCGGGCGGGAUCGGGGGCGGCGGGAGCUCGCCGUUCAGCCCGUCGCACCACCACCACCACCAUCACCACCACCGGAACACGACGCCGACGAACGCGGCCGGCGGCGCCUCGAUGGGGCACCAGGACUUCCAGCCGCCGUAUUUCCCGCCGCCGUUCACGCCGCACCAACAGAGCGCCGCCUCCCCCGCGGCCAUGGACCCCUACGACCCCUACUCCCUCAACUCCCUCCACCAGUCCCACUUCAACCAGCUCACCGCCGCCGCCGCCGUCUCCGCCGGACAGAGACACGACGUCCUCCGCAGGUCCGAGUCCGACCCCCUACACGUGGGGAACAUGCAUACGGGGUUCCCUUACGAUGGGGGAAGGAAUCGUAGUGAAUACGGGAGUAUACGAGGUGUACAGCAUCCCAUGUUGGAGGACCAGCUAGUUUUACAAAACGCACUUGCCAGUGCCAUGGACGACCACCAAGGUACAAAUGUUGAAGAUGGUGGAUUCAUCAGUGAUCUUCCCCUUCUUAGGAGUAUGAAACCCCGUCUGGGCGAGCAAGAUAAGGAUUUAGUUUUAGGUGGCUCGGCGAAUCCGGGGGAUGUGUUUUGCAGCGUCCCCGGUCGGUUGUCGCUCCUGAGUUCCAACGCCAAGUAUAAGGUGACCAUAGCAGAGGUUCGAAGGCGGUUAUCACCACCCGAGUGUCUCAACGCAUCCCUCCUCGGAGGUGUCCUUAGGAGAGCCAAGUCAAAGAAUGGAGGCAAAUUACUUAGGGAAAAAUUAGACAAAAUCGGCCUGAAUUUACCUGCAGGCAGGAGAAAAGCUGCCAAUGUUACGUUAUUAACAUCUUUAGUUGAAGGGGAAGCAAUCCAUUUAGCGCGGGACUUCGGAUACGUUUGCGAAACAGAAUUCCCAGCCAGACAAGUAGCAGAAUAUCUUAGCCGACAGCACACUGGAGAUCCUACGGAGUCAUAUCGCCGCAAAGAGCUUAUUCACGCAACAAAGCAAGUAACCAAGGAGUUAAUGGAUCUGUUAAAUCAGGAUAGGUCACCGCUAUGUAAUUCUUUGCCGCAGCAUAUUCUGGAUCCGAGUAUACAACGUCAUCUAACUCAUUUUUCCCUAAUAUCUCAUGGGUUUGGAAGUCCGGCCAUUGUUGCUGCUUUAACUGCCAUUCAGAACUUUUUAACUGAGUCAUUAAAACAUUUGGACAAAAUGUAUCCAGUAUCAGGGAACAAUGUAUCAGUCAGUUCUACGCAAAGUGUUUUGCAAGACACGAAACCAAAAGACUUGGUUGGGAAUAUGAAGAAAUGAGAUUGGCUUAAACGGGGUACCGCUACCUCGUCAUCAGCCAGCAAUGAAAAUGAGUCAGGACUUUUCAGUGAAGCUCCUCCACCCAAGAAAGGACGCCAUGGGAAUUGGCCAUACUGAAAUCAAUCGAAUACAUAUUCAUUUUCUUAUUUUUGAUUGUUACUCUUUAUUAUUUUAAUUGUCAACCAAAGUUGUUUUUAGAUGUAAACUUCAGUGAGUGUUUUACUGAAAUGUUGUUAGAUCUUCAUUUUUGUACAGAGACGUAGUUGUGAGAAGUCUCAGCAAGUCAAAUCACUUAUUUCACUAUGGGCUGUGUUUAAUUUUGAUUCUUUAGAUUUUUGACAACAAAUUUUUUCCUUUUUUCCCUUUAACCUUUGAGGUCAUAUUGCAUUGACUACUAUCCCUUUUCUCUUCCUUUUUUCCCAUUCUUCCUUUUCUCAUGUCCUUCCUUUUGCUCAUCUUAAUCUCUCCUUCUCCAUCUCUUUUUUAUCUCUCUGUGCAAUUGUAAUGUAAAUAAGCUUUGUAUAAAACUUGCCAAAGUAUUUGGCACCUGCUUAGUACCAAUCUAGCUGAUUCCACAUUCCAUUUGUGUAGGUACAUUUUCAUUUUAAUUUUCCAAAAAGGAUAAAAAGAAAUUCAUCCUUUGACCCGAUUAGACUUGCCCAACAAAAAGGAGAAAUAAAAUAUUUCAAGCAAAUUCCAUUUGUCAUCUUUCAUUCAAGGUAUGAGCUUGUGUAUCAGAGCUCAAAGCUAUAUCUAAAUGUGAACUAUCAUCCCAAUUUUUUGUUCCUUGGUGUGGGAUUUCUACAAUGUAGUAUUUUUUACACAAUUCCCAAUGUACUUUUCCAUUCUGCCAGUAGGUACCUCAGUCUUUUGGAAUAUUUUAAUCUUAAUAGAUCAUUAAGUUGGUGACAUUUUCAUAACUGAUAAGGCUUAUUUCAAAUGCAUUUAUUACAUUUAAAAAUAAGUCAGCACUCAAUAAAAAACAAUCUUUCUCCCAUAAUGCUUUGCAACACAAAUCAAACAAAACAACAAAUCAUCAUAACACGCAUUUAGUUUUAUGGAGUUAGUUCAUCUUUUAUUGUUCAAAUGUAUUUUGGGCCAAGUAAAUAAUAAUAAUAAAUAAUAAACUAACUCCAUAAAACUUAAUGCCUGUCAUGGUGUAAACCUUUUCUUUUAUAUUAAACACACGCAAAAUGCGUUACAAUUGUUACAACCUUAAUGUUUUUUGACAUCAAUUCAUAUUAAUAUAAAAAGACAAACUACUCUGCCAAGUUAAGGAAAACCAUUUACAAACCUUUAGUUGCCUAAUUCUCUGCGAUAAAAUACGAAUUUUCAGGGAAACUUGCGAAUAUUUUCCAUCCAAUUUUUCUAAAAAUUUUCUUUGCAAUUUGAUCUCUAGUACUGAAAGAUUUCGAUGAGAUGUAAUUUUUCUUCAAAAUUAAUCUUUUAAUAGAGGAAUUUGACAACGUUCAAUUGUUCAUAGCAUUUUUCCUGAACUUGGCAGUUUAGUCCUUUAGCCUUCUUAUCCAUGCCAAUGUAAAUUGUAUAAUUCAAUAAAAUGGCACCUAUGCAAGUUUUUCAAAUACAAAAUGUAAAAAGAAAGAAAGGUAUUGUUUCAAAUUUCUCAAUGAGGUGCAAAGUUAGCACUGCAAGUACGGGUCAGUAAGUUAGGUAGGUAGCAUCUUAAGUCCUUGUUUUUAUUCUUUUUGUCUAUUUAAGAUGAUAUUAAAUUGAAGUCCGUGAUUACCUGUAACUGUAGAAUAUCAUGUGUAAAACAUGUAAAGUUAAUAAAAUUAAUGAUAAUUUCGGCA